GGGCCGCACAGGAGCUGGGCCGGCUGGGCUACCAGGUGAGCACCAGAGGCAGAAACGCUCUAGUGAUUACCCUACUUGUGCUACUUUCACUAGAUAUUCUGGAAAGUUCUUCUCUGGUGUUGUUGAUGGUUUGUGUUCUAGGUAUCGUGGUGUUGUCCAGAGAUAUGGCAUGGGCUAUCUCUUAGAGUUUGCUAGGACCAAGGUGCUGCUCAGGUUAGUGAAGUGGCUUGCCAGUAGGUUCGAUGUCCCUUCAUCUGAAUUCCAGCUCAAAAAGAAAUUUAUCCCAAUGACCAAGUAUGAUAUUCAUGGCAUCCUCGACCUUCCAGUAGAUGGUGAGCCACUUGUGUGUGAUCCUGAAUCCGGUCGUGACUUUAUCCUCUCUCACUUCAACGUGACCAGUAUUCCUCCCGUGUCCUUUGCAAACAAGCUAAAAUCAACCGAAGUCGAGUUGCCUGAUGAAGAUGUCUUUAUUUGUUUCAUGAUUGCUGCUUUCUCAUCAUUCCUUUGUCCCAACUCUAGCCUCAGUCCUAGCCCAAAGUACCUUCAUAUCUUUAGGGAUUGUCCUUCUGUGCGUAACUAUGAUCUGUCGAAAUUUGUUUAUGAGUGGCUGUUGAGUUGCAUAAAGAAGUUCAAGGAUUCCACUAAAGUUGCUUCCAAAAGAUCAGUGACGUUUGGCGGUUGUCACUAUGCUUUUGCUGUGUGUUACCUUGACCAUCUCAAUUUUGGUCUUCACUCUCUCCCUGAUGUAAAGCCUUGGAUCCUAGCAUGGAGAGGCAACAAAGUUAAGCAAUUUUCAGAGCUUGAUAGAAACAAUAGCCGAUCUUUUGGUAAGAGGCCUCUAAAGCAGCUGUGUCCUUCAGUUCAUCCGCAGCAGUCUAUCGAGAAAUCUUCAUCAAGCAAGGAUGAUGAUGUCCCCCUUUGCAAUGCCAAACUUUUUGAAAUGAAUGUGCAGAAAUCAUUUGGUGCUCGUUUUGGGUUAGAGGCUGCUCAGGUAGUUAUAGACCUUGUUCAAUCCAGGAACAAAGAUAAGCCUAAGCUAUUUGUAGAAUGGUCAGAAUCUCUUGUAAUUGAUGUCCUUGAUUGCAUAGCAAACUCAGCUUUGAAUGUGAAAUCUAUUGCUACAGCAAAAUUUUCUCCAAGCGAUGUUCAAUCUCUAAACAACUUCUCUUUUGGCAAUAAGUCUGUUUCUAUUCACUCUUUCAUUCCUAAAAGAAACAUUGAAACUGUUGUCGAAAAGCCGUCUUCUCAAGUCCAACCCCCAAUCCCCAAUCUGAAUGAACCUUCUACUUUUGCUGCUGGUGUUAUUUCGGAUGGAGAUUUUCUCAAUCCGGUAGUAUUAUCUAGUUCAUCUCCAGUUCCUAAGGUGUGUGUUGAGAGUGUGGUGAAUGAAGCUAAUGCUGAAGGUGCAAUUCCAAUGGCUCCUCUAUCUUGCGCAAAAAGUGCUUUUGAUGCUAUAGGUGUAUCCCCGUCAACAAUGCAGUGCCCAAUCCCUGAUGUUGGUUCUUCGCUAAUGCAAUCAGGCGGUCCUGAAAAGAAGUGCGAGCCCAAGGUUGUUGUCAAUGAUUUUCAAAAACCAAGUUUUGCUGAAUUCAGUCGCUCUCUUGGCGUUCAAUCACAUCCUGAAGAUUCUAUUGAACACCACAAAGUUAAAGAUGGUGUCUCUUAUGUUGGAGGAUUGUCCCCUCUGGUUCCUACUCGUUUGACGCAGAGGUUCCGUAAUGUGAUAGAUGAUGUUGAGUGCUCUCAGUAUAAUGUCGAAAGAUUCUUGAGUUCGAUUGAUCCUGCGAAAGAUGAGGAUUGCAUUGAAAUGGUGAAUCUGCCUCCUUCUGAAGUUUCAAAGUCAAAUUUCUACUCAAGCCACCUUAAUGAUCAGGCUACUGCUAGUCCAGAAGUAGAGAUAUUGUCUUCUGGGAAUGCCUCUAAAGAACUCUCUCCUGCUCAAGUUCCUAAAGCGGAUGGCGCAUCUUUCGUUUUUCCUAGUGGUUCAUCUGGUGGUCAUCAACCUCGCAGGAUGGUUUUACCAGGUAGAUAUAACUUGGAUCCUUAUGUUCCUCAGGGUAACAAGUUCCCUGUUACUGCUAAAGAAAGGCGUCACCACCUAGCAAUGGUGGAAAUUGGGAGUCAUGCAAGUUGGUGCAAAUAUGAAGCAAUUCGAUAUGACCGAGCCUACUGUAGCUAUCGCAAUCUUGCAACUUUGAAGUCAAAAGAACAUGUGGAUAAUUUCUUGAUUUUGUGCGUUUGUCGUUAUUUGUUCAAACAAGCUCACCCGUCAAUAUCAAAGAAACAUUUUUUUCUUCUCUUAUAUUGGGGCAAUGCUUUUACUGGUGCUAACAGUGCUUUCCCAAUGUGGAGAAGUAAUUUGCAGUUCUUUCCCAUUGGACAGGAGAAACACUGGUUCACCUUUGUUGUUUGCUUGAAGGAGAGGGCUUUUGCAUUUCUUGAUUCUCUGUACGGGGCAAAGGAUCAUUUUCAUCUGGGAAUUCGUGAUAAAUUGAUUGAAAAUUUCAUAACAAUCUGGGAUCAGUAUGUGACUCCUAUCCUGCGUAAGCGCAUUGACUUUGAGAAUUUUGACAUUGUGUACCCUACUCUUCCACAGCAAAAUAACUGGGAUGAUUGUGGUGUUUUCACUAUCAUGUAUCUGAAGCACUGGACUCCUAGGACCCCAAUUGGCAAUAUGUUUGGCGCAGCCGAUGUUGACAACAUAAGAAUCAGAUUGGCUAAUGAGUUGUAUUUCAGUGGAUUCAACAGUGUCGACAAGACUUUUGUCACCCACUUCUUUGAUGAUAUCAAGGCUUAGGGUUCCUGGGAGAUGCAUUGCGGCAUUGAGGGCUUUGGUUAAAACUAUGCAUUCCGAGAAAUUAUAGAUAGUAGUACUGCUGGCAAUGUUUUGUUUGUCAGUAGUGUGAUUAAAUACGAUAAAUUUGUACGCUUUUUGGUCUACAUGUCAUGUAUGUGUAUUUGGAUGGCUGUUUGAUCUUUAAUGUCGUGAAUUAGUGACUCUUUUUACAGAGUAGUUUGAGAAGGAUGGUUUCAUUAUCCCA
Triticum dicoccoides is the source of this 3041-nucleotide messenger RNA. RefSeq lists its product as uncharacterized. Gene Ontology annotation, molecular function: cysteine-type peptidase activity. The coding region runs from base 170 to 2797 and encodes 875 amino acids. The record is from RefSeq and is a predicted model, not a curated record. Gene Ontology annotation, biological process: proteolysis. The transcript has 18 exons. Lineage: Eukaryota; Viridiplantae; Streptophyta; Magnoliopsida; Poales; Poaceae.